Molecule: messenger RNA, 396 nt
Organism: Penicillium mononematosum
Lineage: Eukaryota; Fungi; Ascomycota; Eurotiomycetes; Eurotiales; Aspergillaceae
Exons: 2
Coding region: 1-396 (131 amino acids)
Source: RefSeq, a predicted model, not a curated record
AUGCUCCACUAUAUCCUCCUAUGUUCAGUGCGUGAGGAGUAUUCCUCCAGCGCCAACAACCCCGGCAACAUCGACUCCUUCUAUGCGGUAAGACCUUUCGUCAGCGCAGAGAAGGAGAGUUUGGGCGUGAAUGCGCCAAUCCAAGCUGAGACAAGCCUUCUAUUUAGAAAGCUAGUUAGAGUCGCAAACCCAGCGCCAGAUCCACCAACCUGGACACCACGCUACGGAGUAGGUUUCUUCCAGCUGCAGUCUUGCGUGCUUGGUGGCGGCCCCCAAAUGAUUCCGCCAUCGACGAAGUGGCACCCUCGGCCCCGACCCGUUGCUGUGGUUGGUUCGUCGGAUGGCGCCGCCAUCUCCGACGCCAGCCAGGCGGAUACCGCGUUGAGCUCGAGGUAG